Molecule: messenger RNA, 585 nt
Organism: Phaeodactylum tricornutum CCAP 1055/1
Lineage: Eukaryota; Bacillariophyta; Bacillariophyceae; Surirellales; Neidiaceae
Exons: 1
Coding region: 1-585 (194 amino acids)
Source: RefSeq, a predicted model, not a curated record
AUGGCUCGUGGAAAGUUCAACAAACGCGGCGGGGGUCCGCGUUUGGACGCCGUCAACGCCCAGGAGAUUGCCCUCCGCGACGCGCGACUCGCCGACCUGGAAGACGCCCGAGCGGCGCGGCGCUUGGCGGAAGAGGAGGAAGCUGACGGCGACGAAAAGGAUGACACCGAGCCGGCCGGUGCGAAAACCCCCACCCCCGUGGUCGACAACGGCCCCAAGGGGCCGCCCGUGACCACCGAAUAUGAUCACCGGCGAAACAUGGCGAAACUUGCAAUGGUCCGGAAACGGCGGGAAGAAGCAGAAGCCCGACGGCAAGCGGAAGAAGACAUCGAACAACAGCAAGAAGACGAACGGAAAAAAAUGGCCGCAAUGAUUAUUGCCGACCAAGAUGAUGACGACGAAGACGAUAAUGGUAAAAAGAAGAAAAAGAACAAGGACGCGGAAAUACCCAAACUGGACAAAGUCACGAUCAAACGAAUGAAACCGGCACAAAUGAAAGAGGCACUUAAAAUACGUGGUUUGGAUAUUCAAGGAAAUGCCAAAAUUCUCCUAGAGCGAUUGCUGAAAUUCGAAGAAGCUCGCUAA